CUGGAUGUGGAAACAGCACAUGCGCGGCUCGAGGUGUCUGAGGAUCGGAAGAGGGUGAGACGGACCGAUACCCGGAGGAGUCUCCCUGACACCGGGAAGAGGUUUACAAUGUAUGCGUGUGUGCUGGGAUCGGAUGGAUUCACAUCGGGGAGACAUUACUGGGAGGUGGAGGUGGCGGGGAGUCGGUACUGGAGUCUGGGAGUCGCCGCUGAGUCUGUGGAGAGGAAGGGAAAGGAACAGCAGUUCACGGAGUCUGGAGUCUGGAGCAUCGGGCGGCAGGUUGACGUGUUUAAUGCACUCACCUCCCCUCAAUUCCCUCUCCCCGCCCGUCCCAUCCCCGGCAGGGUGGGAGUUUAUCUCAGUUACGAGUCCGGGACAGUUUCAUUUUACGACGCGGACACCAAGUCCCAUCUCCACACCUUCACUGGGAAUAAAUUCACGGAGAAACUUUAUCCUUUCUUUGGGCCUUGGGAUGAAGACCAGUGGCUGAGAAUCAGCACCGGUUCCGCUCCGGGUGUGUAAAA
Amblyraja radiata (thorny skate) is the source of this 524-nucleotide messenger RNA. Its product is annotated as E3 ubiquitin-protein ligase TRIM39-like. The annotation marks the transcript as partial. The transcript has a single exon. Gene Ontology annotation, molecular function: protein binding. The record is from RefSeq and is a predicted model, not a curated record. NCBI's taxonomy places the organism in Eukaryota, Metazoa, Chordata, Chondrichthyes, Rajiformes, Rajidae.